This is a messenger RNA of Torulaspora globosa, 1455 nucleotides long. It is a transcript of the gene RIO1, whose product is annotated as protein kinase RIO1. Bases 1 to 1455 code for a protein of 484 amino acids. Lineage: Eukaryota; Fungi; Ascomycota; Saccharomycetes; Saccharomycetales; Saccharomycetaceae. Gene Ontology annotation, cellular component: preribosome, small subunit precursor; cytosol. The record is from RefSeq and is a predicted model, not a curated record. The transcript has a single exon. Gene Ontology annotation, biological process: maturation of SSU-rRNA. Gene Ontology annotation, molecular function: protein serine/threonine kinase activity; ATP binding.
AUGUCGUUGGAGGAUGAUUUUGAUAGGCUCCACGUCUCGAGCCAGAGUAGACAACAUACUGAUAUCCAACUUUUAGACAGACAUAGUCAUAACAUCAACACAGAUGAACUGUCGUUCACCAGGGCGAAGACAAGCAAGGAUAAGGCCAACAGAGCGACGGUUGAAAACGUCUUGGAUCCGAGGACCAUGAGAUUUUUGAAAUCUCUGAUGAAUAGGGGUGUAAUUUCAGAUUUUAAUGGCUGUUUAAGCACAGGGAAGGAAGCAAACGUGUACCACGCAUUCGCUGGAUAUGGCGAAGCUGGAAGCCCCGAUGACCAGGAGGCAGGACAUGAGAAGCGAGAGCUGGCUAUCAAGAUAUAUAAGACCUCGAUUCUUGUGUUCAAGGACCGCGAAAGAUAUGUCGAUGGAGAGUUCCGCUUCAGAAACUCUAGGUCGCAACAUAACCCAAGGAAGAUGAUCAAGAUCUGGGCUGAGAAGGAAUUUAGGAACCUCAGAAGAAUCCAUCAGAGUGGUGUCAUCCCGACGCCCGAGCCUGUUGAGGUGAAAAAUAAUGUUUUAGUAAUGGAGUUCCUAAGUCGAGGCGAUGGGUUUGCAUCACCUCGCUUGAAAGACUACGUUUUUGCGGACCGAUCAGAGAUAUAUCACUUCUAUUAUGUUAUGCUGGCUUAUAUCAGGUUACUCUAUCAAGUUUGCCGAUUAGUUCACGCGGAUCUGUCGGAAUACAACGCUAUUAUCCAUAUGGGGAAGCUCUACAUAAUCGAUGUGUCUCAGAGUGUCGAGCCAGAACAUCCCAUGAGUUUAGAUUUCCUGAGAAUGGACAUCAAGAACAUAAACUCGUAUUUCGAGAAAUUGGGCAUAAGCAUAUUCCCAGAACGUCUCAUUUUUCAGUUUGUGAUCUCCGAAAGACUGGACAAGUUCGACGGUAACUACCGCAGUUAUUAUGAUCUAAGUGACUACGUCUCUAAACACUUACCGAUCAAAUCUUCUGCGAAGGAUGCAGAUGAAGACGAAAUAUUUCGAAGCCUCCAUCUAGUCAGAAGUUUAGAAGGUCUGGAAGAACGCGAUUUCGAUAGGUUCACGGAUGGUAAAUUCGAUUUACUGAAAAGUUUGAUUGCGCAUGAUAACGAGCGCAAUUUCAGCGCAGUAAAGGAUGUCUCUGGUUCGAAUGAAGCCAGUGAGGCAUCUGAAAGCGAGACUGAUUCAGGCAAUGACGAGGACAGUGAAGCUGAAGAUGAAUUAGCGUCGAGUGGCAAUGAGUCCGAUGGCUCAGAUGAGGAUGAUGAUGAAGACAAUAAGUAUCUUAACAAGAAACCAAAAGGCAAGAAAUUUGAGGAUAAAGAGGAAAAGAAGAAGCGGAAACAGGAGGCCAAAGAGUCCAAGAAAGAGAAAAGACAAACCAAAGUUAAAAAGCAUGUCAAGAAGAAGCUAAUUAAAAAGACUAAAUCAAAAAAAUAA